Messenger RNA from Centruroides sculpturatus (bark scorpion), 8208 nucleotides. RefSeq lists its product as uncharacterized. Gene Ontology annotation, biological process: actin cytoskeleton organization; negative regulation of actin filament polymerization; protein dephosphorylation. Gene Ontology annotation, cellular component: cytoplasm. Lineage: Eukaryota; Metazoa; Arthropoda; Arachnida; Scorpiones; Buthidae. Bases 2846 to 7054 code for a protein of 1402 amino acids. Gene Ontology annotation, molecular function: protein tyrosine/serine/threonine phosphatase activity; actin binding. The record is from RefSeq and is a predicted model, not a curated record. The transcript is spliced from 14 exons.
UUCACUCGUCCGUAACAAUUAACACGUAGCGCGGAUUGCUUUUCUUUGUUUAAUAAGUGUCAUUAUGAUUUUCUAGGGGGUGGAGACUAGAAAAUUGUGUAAAGAAGUCGAUGCCCUCGACUGGCAUUCGCUGUCUCCUAAUAAAUAACCACGACUUCGCGCUUUAAGAACCUCCGGACCGACUGGUUUCGCGCGUUAGUGCCAUCUAGUAACGCGUAACGUCAUUACCGUAACAUUUCUCGAAACGUUCCUAAUGCCACACCGUACGUAACUUUCUCGCUUUUAAUAAUACGCAAGAAUUAAUGAAGUGUUUUUUUUUAUUUUAUUGCAAUUCGUGAAAAUUCCCGAGUUGUGCCACAGUUGGAAGGACCUAAUUCUCGAACUUAAACGGGAUUAAAUGUGAUUACAAUUCCCGUGCGCUACAUAUACAAUAGUUAAUAAUCCUCGAGGACUACCGGAAGUGGAGUUUGCCCCAAAAUUUGGAUCCUUCGAAUGACGUAUUUCUCUCUGACGCAAAGAAAGUACGCGAUUUCUGAACGUCUCGAACUUCCUUACUUUUGCUCGAUUUAUGUGGAAAUUUGGGUCACCUCCAGUUUUGAUAUAUAAAUAAUUUUACGAGUGCAUCCGAGCCUUUUGUUGUGUGCAUCCAAGUAUUAUUAUUGUUUUCUUUUUCUUUUUUUUUCUGACGGUUGCAUGACCGGUCAUGCCGGUCAACACGCUACGAUCCGAAAGAAAUCUAGUAAUUAGCGAUGCUCUUAUUAGUCUCACCUAAAUUGCAAAUUUCUGACAUAGAUAUUGACCUCCAGUGUAUUAUUUAUUUAUUUAUUUAUUUUAUUUUUUCCUUUCCUCGGUCCAUCCCCGUUAGCGCUUUUUUACGGUUAAUUAAAAAGAUGGUGGCAGAAGUGUUCGGCAAAAUAGCCUUUAUGCGAGGAUUGAAAAUGCUGAAAGGUGCAAAUGUUGUAGUUAAUUUUCUAUUAGAAACACUUAGUUUUGUACAGGGUGUACAUAGAAGUACAGUAGUAGCUUUAUUCUCGUGUAGAAUCGCAUCCUCUCACGCGUUAUCCCCAAAUGUGGCAAUGUAGUGUUUUUUGGAAUCGCAUCAAAAACCGAAUUUGGCAAUUUUUUUCGUUACGUUCCCGUAACGAUUUCUCGGUGUGACAUUUUUAGUCUAUUUUGGAUCGACCAUUCCGGUGUUUUAGUCGGAUUUGUUACUGGCAAAAUCUCUCUCUCUCGACCUAAAUAUCAUAAUCUCCUCCACUUUUUUUCUUUUUAUUAUUAGUUUAAUCGUGUCUUUGUUACGAAAUGCUCUUACAGAAACGUUUCGAUCGUUACGUAUUGCGUUAUUUACCAUAUUUUGGCUCAUUAAAAGCGUGGAAAACUACGAUAAGUCGAUGCGUAGUGUCUUUAUAAAAGCUUAUUUUUUUCGGUUAGGAAAACAUCGAAACGAUUAAAUUCUGUUUACCGUGCGUAUAACCCAGUGUAAACUUUCAUUUUCUGGCAAUAAUUCAGAGAUUCGGCAUCGGCUCUUUGUUCUGCGUCGAACGACGGGGACGAGCACCUUCGACACAAAAGCAAUAUCCUCGGUUCUCGCGCACGUUCCACUUUUUGUUUCUCAACCGGAAGUGACGCCGGUUUAGACACCGCUUUUAAACAAAACAAGCGAAGGUAAGAAGGUACUGCGGGAAAACAAAAGAGAAAAGAAGAAAAAAAAAACAAGAAGGGGAAAAAAAUGGAGCAGAACCGUCCCACUCUCUCCGUAACGGAUGGCCGAUUUUUACGUUAAUUCGGGUAAAAACAGUUCGAGUAGUAUUCCGAACUUUAUUGUUUCGGGCCAUUACGGUCGACGGUAACAAAGGAAAGAAUAGAAGAUGGUGUUCGGCGUAGGCAUGGCCGAGUUUACGUCGUCAUUUUCGACGCUUUUAAGGGUUAUCCGCCUAAGGAAGGGGUCGAACGAGCGACCGAAAUGUGGGGGGUGACAGAUUCGAAAUCCUACACUGGCCGCGACCUUCGACCCCCUCGCUACGUAAAGAAAUCCGCAGCGAAUUAUAAAUAAAUUCGAAACUACCAGGUUACGUCGGAAAGGAUAGUUUGCAGCUUUUGUUAAAAGGUGGUUGGGAGAAACCCUAACUGCGCACCUUUCGCAGGAAGUUUGAUUCCUUAACCUUAAUGCGACAGACCUUCAUAAUUCGCGCGUGACUAGAAAGAAAGGGGAAAGCGACGUCGUCGAUCGAACUAAAUUUAGUUUGGAGGAAAGUGAACUACUGUUUAAUAUGAUUUUAACAGUUUCUUUGUUGCUUUACGCUCCGUUCUAUUUAUAAACAUUAAUUUAUAAGUUGCGCAAGAUCCAGUCGUAAGUCGAAGCCUUCUUGGAAUUCGGCUCGCUCCGCGUGGAAGUCUUUCGCGACGCGACACUAAAAGAAAACCUGUUAGACGCGUGCGAAAACAAUACAAAGACAUGACUGCGCGUGAAUUGUAAAAAAAAGACGAAGUGCCAACACGCUGUCGGUUAUCGUUCCGAUUACGACGAUCCCACUUUGCCGGGAUCUUCACGUUUUAAUUAGGAACCCGGGGGGGGAUUUUGCGGCGGAGACGCAAAAACAAAGGAGAAAGGUGGCGCGUGCGUGCCGAUUCGGCAACGUCGACCUUCCAGUCGGAAAGGGAAGGACCAGGGUUCGACGCCGUCGGACGCUACCUCGGGAGGUGCCGCUCGAAAGGUGCCACCGGUCGAACGACGGCGCAGUCUCCGUGACGUCACGCCAGUACCGGUCGCGCGCGCCGACGAAGAGCUUACCGUUAAACCCCGUUCGGCCGCCGAGACGCGUCGACGGGAGGAGAAUCGCGCGUCAUGCUGAUCGUUCUGACACCGAGCGCGCCGUCGUCGCCGUCCAAACGCCGCGCCCCCCGAUGGAAAAGGCGGAAGAGGAGCGUCGUUGCCCUUCCCCUCCGUUCCCUCAGGGACAGGAGGAAGUGCCGGACAAAGGACGAGACCGAAGGAUCGGACAACAAAGAGGAAGGAGAAGCGAAGAAUUGCUCCGUGGUGCAGCGAAGCUUUAAUGAAUGCUACUUUGUGGUCAAAGGUGCCGCCAUAGUCUUGCCUCACGACGAGUGCAUGCACGUUUAUAGAAAGAAUAGAAACAACGGAGCUGGUGACAUACAACGGCAUCUCCAGUCCAUGUUCUACCUUUUACGCUCUUCGGAUACGCUGAGAAUGGCAGUGAAGCUGGAGAGUGUGCAUGCUGGAAGAACGAGGUAUCUGGUAGUGGUGUCCUGCGUGGGUCGUCAGGACACCGAGGAGAGCUGUCUUCUGGGUGUCGACUGCAAUGUUGAGACCACUGUUGGCCUGGUGCUGCCCGUCUGGGCCGACACUUCCAUCACGCUGGACGGAGAUGGUGGCUUCAGCAUCAGUUCCACUGGAAGACACCACAUCUUCAAGCCAGUGUCAGUCCAGGCCAUGUGGUCUGCCCUCCAGACAUUGCACAAGGCCAGUGCCAGGGCUCGAGAGUAUAAUUAUUAUGCUGGAGGAGGAACUCACCAGUGGAUUGAAAACUAUGAGAAGAGAAUCGAGUCUGACCGCUCUUGCCUCAAUGAAUGGCAUGCCAUGGAUGAUCUGGUAUCCCGAAGGCCCCUCUCUCCUGACACCGUGCGUUCAGAACCAACAGAGAGGGACAACACAGAGAAGCUUAUCCGUACAAAACUUAAAGAGUUGAUGAUGUCUGUAGAUUUAGAUGAAGUGACUAGUAAAUAUAUUCGUAACAGAUUAGAAGAAGAAUUGGACAUGAAUCUCAAUGAAUACAAAUCGUUUAUUGAUCAAGAAAUGCUAACCAUACUCGGACAGAUGGAUGCUCCCACGGAAAUCUUUGAAUAUCUCUAUUUGGGAUCCGAGUGGAAUGCGUCCAAUCUAGAAGAAUUAAAAUUCAAUGGAGUCGGACAUAUUUUGAAUGUGACCAGAGAAAUAGAUAAUUUCUUCCCCGGUAUGUUCGACUAUUCAAACAUUCGCGUCUACGACGACGAGACGACACAGAUGCUGCAGUACUGGGACAAAACUUACAAAUAUAUUGCCAAAGUCAAGAAUAAAGGUUCUAAAGUAUUGGUUCACUGCAAGAUGGGCAUCAGCAGGUCUGCAUCUGUGGUGAUAGCAUAUGUCAUGAAGGCCUACGACUGGAAUUUAGAUAAAGCUCUAGAGUUUGUCAAAAAUAAAAGAAAUUGCAUUAAGCCAAAUUCUGGGUUUUUAAAACAGUUAGAAAUAUAUCAAGGAAUUUUAGAUGCCAGCAAACAGAGACAUAACAGUCUGUGGCGUUCUAAAUCCGAAACAAAUCUGAAAUCUCCAGAGAAACCAAAAAAGGGUAGAAGAAAAGAGGAGAAGAAAUUCAGAAAUUGUAAGAAAGAUGAGUGUACGUACUUAGUUAUUCCCGGAGGUGCCACUAGACCCAAAUCGUGGUCUCCGGACGAUGCUACUGCCGACAUGCUGUUUUCCAUUCAGACGCCCAUGAGGGAAUUUCAUACAGAUGAUUAUUAUAAAGGCAACAGAAAAGAAAGAUAUGCGAGAAGAUAUGGUACGGAUUUGGAAUUUUAUAACAAUGCAGAGAACAAGACAACAGGUGCCGAAGAGUGCCUGCGGAGUUCUCCAAAGUCUGACUCUGACGUCACAGAGUUGGCUCUCGGAGUGGAAAAUGACAUAACACCUGGAGCAGAUGGAGGAAUCCACAGGGUAUCUUCCAUCAAAGACAGAAUUAACAAAUUGGAGUCGCAGGUGCACACUCUUCCAGCUGUUUCAAAAGUACUUAAACCGGAACCCAUCAACAAAUGUGGUCUGGUGUUAAAUCUGGCCAAUCAUUUUGAAUGUGGAAAUUCUAAACCUGGAACGCCUUCUCCGGUGGAUGAGGGACUGACCAUGAAGAGGGUCGAAAAUAGUUUGGAACAGGAUGUCCAGGGUGUGGAACCGAUAGUGUCUCAGACGAAACCGCCCAUUGCCAAACAUCAGGCCGUGCUGAUCAAACCGGGUCCCUGGCCUGACGGCGGUGGCGAAAAGUCCAUUCCGACGGAUGAUACCUCUCGGAUCUCCGAACCAGAAAGUGGCCAACGGCAGGACGAAAAUCGGUCCGAUGCAAAAGAAAACUUACCGAGUUCGUCCUUAAUACAUUCUUUCCUGGAAAAGAAUCCCGAUCAAUUAGACAGUGCUGCUCCUGACAAUUUAACGCAAAACUCUUUCGUCCCUAUUAGCAAUCCAGUUAAAUCAAAUGCUUUAGAGAUAAAUCAAGACAUGAACAUUCAUGCAUCCAAGCAUUCUAGUCAUUUGGCUGCAAACAUAUUAAAGAAAAAUAGUAGUGUUGUCGAAGCACCAGUUUCUAAUGUCAAUCACUCUGACUCAUUCUGUUAUAGUGGAGAAACAAAAACUACGCUAAAUACGUGCCACGUUCCACAUCAAAUUUCCCAGAUGUCAGUACAGUACCCUCUUAUGCAAGAAACUGUACCGAGUAAAUGUACUCGCAGCGAACCAGUUAGUAUUGUUUCCCAAACAAAGUAUAUAGAAACAUCACAGAUUACUUUAUCCACCGAUAACUGUUCACCUCAGAAUGAAAUCUAUAACAAGGAAGCUAUACCGUGGACUCCAGGAACUGUUCUAAGAACAAAGCAGCAGUUAGAAGAACAGAAUAUGAAAAAGACUUGUGACUUGAGUUUUCCCAUGCUUUCUCAGUCCACGCCAUCAACACCCCCCGAAGUCUGUUCGGAGACAGACGAAACCAUUAAGUGCGUUCAGAGAUCGAACAGUUUACGUAGCGAACACAGACCUUCUUCUUUGUACGGUGGUAAAUAUUAUCCGUUACCGGCUCUGGCAGGCCCCAGGCCUUUUAAGACUCCCAAGGGAAGAGUUACAUCGCCGGAACCAAAUAACAGAACCGGAAUUAUUCACAGUGUCAGUUCGCCGUCGGUCGUCGAAGCGGUCAACGACGUGAUCUGUGGAACACAAGAAAUUCUUAACAGUGCCAUUCGGUCCCUACCGUCGGAGAGAUGUAGCGUCUCUCUGGCAGGUAAAACUAAUACUAAAUUGCAAUCCGAUGUAGAUAUAUUGGAAUUUAGUAACAUUAAUAUAAAUAAUAAUUACAGUACAAAUCAAAGAACGGAUAAAGGAUUGACCGAUAAUCCUUUACCGGGAACUGUUAAGCAACAAAAAGAACUGUUAGAAAAUUUGCAUGUGAAGUCAAUGACCGGAGAGGAAUAUAAAACAAGUAAAGAACAAAUGAAAUUAAUCAAAGAAUAUGGGAAGAGUCUAGUCAGUGGGAUUCAGUCUUUGGAAACGGAAGAGAAAGAUUCAGGAAUGGUAAAACGUCUGACAAAAGAAUUAGAAGCCAAGUCUGGAUCCUCUUCCCACAAGAGAGAGCGGAUCGUCAUACUGAAUAAAGAUGGGGAAGAAAUAGACGCAGUACCCAAAGGAGAAGAUCCAUGUGAACGUAUAUCCACCAGUACUCCGUCAUCGCCCACCAUAGACUGCAGGUCCAGGCUAUGUACGGUGGGUUGCGAUGCAAAACUUAAUUCGAAACCUACAUUUGUAAGUACACACAAAUAUCACAUAAACAGUUCGGAUAGGGUGCAAGCUGAAGAUAAACAGUUGCCACCUCCUCCCGCUCCUCACCGGAAGGCUAGUUUGGAUUUAGAACGGUUAAAAAUCCCCCUCUGGGGCCACUCGGGUCGGCCAUGCAAUCGGACGGUCUUGCCAAACUCCAGACUCUUUCCUGAGAUGCUGGCCAACAUACAAAAUCUUCCAAAACUGCCGAGAUCGCUCUCCUCAAACGGUCUCCAGAAGAGCAUGAUGCAGAUCACUCGGCAAUUGACUCGAACCACUUCUAGCGAGAACGUGUCUAACCUAGAAGACAUUAAGAUGCUUUCACCCGUGGGAUCGCCGCCCCCAUUAAAAUCCAUCCCCGUUUCGGUUCCGCCUCCACCUCCACCGCCCGGUCCACCCAGAAAAGUGCGAAAACAGCAGGGAAAGAAUCACCCCCUAACAAAACUUUCGGCCAAACAGAGGCACGCUAAUCCCCUAUACAAUACCAUGUGAUGUAAAUGGAUAAAUAUUUAGAAUUUAAAGAAUGUCACGUUGGCUUGUUAUCUAUCCACUGCUUCACUAUUCCGUUGCAAGUGGUGGUUAAUUUGAUAUAAGAAAUGCCUAGCAUGUGUUAAGGUAAUAAUGUUGACAAUAUCUUUUUUGGCCAGAAAUAUAUAAAGAAAAGCAAUGUUCCUUGUUUCACCUAAACUUCGUGUAUAGGAUAACUUUCCAGUUGCCAUUAAAAGACUGUAACGCGUUACUCUAUUGACACGCACAAGCAAUUGGACAGUGGCAUUGUCUUCUCGUACAACAGAUUAUUGCUGACUGACCUUCUUGUUUUGUAUAUGAAAAAAAUCAAAUGGUUACCAUCUACACGAUUUCUGUAUACUUUAUUUUAAUUAUGUAAAAAAAACAUACUAUUUAAUAAAUGUAAUUUUUAUAUGUGAUUCCGGGUUAGCAAUUCUCUACUUGUACAGCAUGUGUACAGAAGUAAUUUUUGCCAGUCGUCGGAUGACAGUGCCACUGCCAUUUUUAGUUGAAGUUUUUGCCGGAAGCGUGUGCAAUUUUCGGCUGCGACCUUUGUUCCUCCACUCUCGUACAAAACUUAGCCGUUUGCCAGAGCAGUCCAGUUUUUGUAGCCUUAGAAACGAGGGACCAGCCAUUCUACAUAAUAAAUGAAUCUAGUCCGUAGGGGAAGCAGUCUCUGUUAUAUAAACUCUAUUCCAAACACCGGUCUAUCAGUUAACUGGCAGCUGGAAAUUGGACACGAUGUACGUCAAAAAAUGCCUACGCGCAUCAAGCUUCGUCAUAACUGAAAACACGCUGCAUCGGUUUACUUUAAAAUGCCGGGCUUCUAAGUUUAAAGGAAAUAAUCUUAGAAUCCCACUAGUUUCUUUAUUAGUGCCGAAAACGGACCCGAGCUCCGGCGGGCGAUGUCCCACAGAGUGUCUAUCUAGACUCUCCGGAGAAGACGACCGGAAUCGGUUACAUGUUGCCUUAAAAACAAAAGCAUCUUUCGUUCGAGUACAAUUGUAAAUACGUGGCACGGGAUGCCCGAGUCUUGCCGACCCGUUAAAAAUGCCUUUGUCGUCGACAUAAUUCGGCAGUGUCAAAUAUACUGCACGAUACAGGUGAUUAUGCAUGAAAAUAAAGGUUUCCAUAGAAUU